This is a messenger RNA of Nerophis ophidion (straightnose pipefish), 3928 nucleotides long. RefSeq lists its product as uncharacterized. The record is from RefSeq and is a predicted model, not a curated record. The transcript is spliced from 3 exons. NCBI's taxonomy places the organism in Eukaryota, Metazoa, Chordata, Actinopteri, Syngnathiformes, Syngnathidae. Bases 207 to 2642 code for a protein of 811 amino acids.
CCAACUGGAAUGAAAUGUCUAACGCAGGUGAGACAGGUGUUGAUGUCACAGUUUUUUUGGAGGCGGCAUAUAAAUGUCGGUUAGGGUUAGAGAGACCAGAACAUUCAGAGUCAAGUCUACCUCCAGUUCGGAAUUCAGCACGGAACUUUAUCAGAGUGGAGACAAUCGCAUCUCAUUUGGGACAUUAAAGGACGGAAAACUUCAAGAUGAUAGUAAACACUUUGGCGCUUGUAUUCCUAUUUAUUGGAAUUUCCAGUCAGUCUGCUGAAGGAGGACUUCAGCACACCAGGAUUAGUAGACGUCUCCUUCAAACAACGUCAGAUGAAGGAUCCGGAACGACCACAGACGACAUGUUGGGGUCCGGAUCCGGUAUGGACCUAGACACUACAGUCAUCCCUGGUACCACUGUUGCUCCAACAGUUAUACCGGCUACUGUAGAAGGAAGCGCAACAAACACAGCAGUUGCAGCAGCCACAUUAGCUGCGGCAUCAGCAACAUCAGUGACGGCAGCAUCCGUGGCAUUGGCUGCAGCCGCUUCAGGUGGAUUCACAGCAACAGAUGUUGCAGCAAAUGCUUCAGCGGCUGCAGAGAGAGCCGCUGCUGCUUCAUCUUCUCUUUUAGCUGGAACAAUAACUGCAACCGAGGCAGCAGAAGCCGCAGCAGAAGCAGCAGAAGCGGCUGAAUUAGCUGCAGAAGCCGCAGCGGCAGUGGCAGCCGAUGCAAUGGGGGAAUUGCAACCUUUGGCACUAAAUUUGUCAAUGGAAGCAGCAACUUCAGCAGCUGCAGCGAGAGAAGCUGCAGAUUUAGCAGCUUCAAUAGCGAACAUGGUAGGGUCUGGAAAUGCAACAGCUGAUGCACAAUCUGCCAUAAACGCCGCAAGAAAUGCCAGCCAACAGGCUAUGACUGCUGCACAAAGUCUCAGUGCAUUACUUAAUUCAACAGACCUGCCUGCAGAUACUGAUGCAACUGUAAUACAAACUCUGAUGGCAGCACAAACUGCAGCUGAAAUGUCAGAUGAGGCGGCAACUGCGUCCUUAGAGGCACUGAACACAGCAGAAGAAGCAGUGGUUGCAGAGGCAGCAGAGCCGGGAAGUCAAUUAGCUCUUGUAUCUGCAGCAUUAGCUGAAGAACAAGCAAAUAACGCAGCGGAUUUGGCAAGAGAAUCCGCAGAGGAGGUAUCAGAAGCGGCGGAUGCAUUGCCUUCAAGCGAUGACGAACUUGUCGAAGCAUCAGCAGCAGCGUCCUUAGCAGCUGCGGCAGCAACCCUGGCUGCCUCAGCGGCAGCAGCAACUGGGGAAGAUGUAAGCAGUGAGGUCGAUGCAGCCCUUCAGAGUGCAGAGCAAGCAACUGAGGCAGCAACUUUGGCAGCUAACUUUGACGGAGAACCAGAUUCAGCAGAAGCUGCAGCGCUAGCUAGUAGCGCCAGACAAGCUGCAGAAAACGCAGCAGAGGCAGCAGAUAUAGUGGCUGCUGCUGCAAUAAACGCAGCUGAAGAGGGAAGUGUUCAGGAAGAGCUUGCACAGGUAUCAUUAGAUGCGGCAAUGGCAGCCAGACAAGCAGCGAUGGCGGGCCCAGGUGAAGUUGACGAAGCUGCAGAAGAAUUGGUGAACGUAUCGAGGGAAGCUUCAGCACUAUUUUCAUUACUCUCCGAAGAGGAACCAACCAGACUGACGGAAGUAAUGCAAUCAGCAGUUCAGAGCGCAGGGCAGGUCGCUUUGUUGACAGAAGCUACAGGAGUACUAGUAGGAACCGUCGACGAUGGCGGAGACGCACAAUCCGCUGCACAAACCGCUGCACAAUCCGCUGCAAGCGCUACCUCAGUAGCAACAGCAGCCGCAAGCGAAAGUCUUCCUGAUGCAGAAACUGUUGCUGCUGCACAGCGAGCAGCGGUGGCCGGCCUGACAGCCUCUGCGGCAGCAGCUGCAGGAGUCGGUGCCGCUGUCGCCGCAACAGCCGGCUCAUCGGCUAUUCCUGAAGCCAACGCCGCAUUGACGGCCGCAAGCGAUGCGCAGAUGGCCGCCGCAUCACUGGGCUCUGGUGAAGAAUUGUCUUUAGCCCUUGCUGUCGCUGAAGCACUUGAAGCAUCUGCAGCAGUCCAAAGUGCAUCUGAUGCUGCCAUGACAGCUGCAGACGCAUCCGGAUCAACUUUGGACCAGACGCUGGCAGAAAUAGCUCAGGAUUCAGCGGACAUAGCGGCGAGGGCAGCAAGCGCCGCAGAGGCGGCGUCUUCCGAGCCAGCGACGGCGCAAAUGGUAGAGGAUGCCCUGGUAGCCGCCAGAGAAAUUGAAAUAGAAUCCGAAGCGCUGAGACAGCGGUUGGAGGAGUUAGUGCAGAGUUCAUCACCAGAAGCCCUCUCAGAGCGGGUUUCACUAGCAAGCUUGCUGGCUGCGGCGGAGUUAGCGAAUGCUACCGCCGGCUUCUCCAGAAUGUCAGCAGAGUUGGGUGUGAGCGCCAUCACGACACGGAGCGCCGCAGACAUCGCAGCGGCGGAGGCUUUCGCCUCCGCGGCUACACGAUCGGCACAGAUCACGGUGAACAGCGCCAGGGAGGCAAUCAACAUCAGGUUCGAUUCAAGCGCCGCGGACUUCAAGAAGCUCUCGCUCACGGCAGCACUUGUCGCGGUGGUCGCGGUCUUCCUAUGAGGCGUGUCAUCAACGAAGGACUUUCGAAUUCAGAGAAAAACGCAGUUCUAUUUAUGAUUGUAUUAUAUUAUUAUAUACCAUUUCACAAAUAUGCACCUAAUCAUUUGGAGGCUACUGUACAAAUCCAAAAUUGGCUAUGAUUACAUUUCUUUGGAAGGACGAUGACAGUGGCCAGCAUUUGUUAUUCACUUUGCUAUCGCAGUGUUGGAAUGCUAAUUAGCAUUUGGAAUGUGUGAAAGAUGGCAAUCUCAGAAUUAAAGUUUGACAAGUACAGUGGAACCCGCUUAUAUCGACGACCCGCCUGUGUACACGGGCACCAACCCCGCAGUUGACUUCUUGUUGUACUUUUGGUAGCUUAUGGGCAACAAUAACCUCAGUUCUGGUUGGUAAAUAGUAGUAAAAUGCGAACAUAGAAUCUCCUGUUCAGUGCAAAGUAAGCUUUAAGGUUGAUUUCACUCGAACUUAGGGCUCCAUAUGUCGGGUAGAUUUGGUGACGAACCCCAAAAUGCAGAGAAGGCGGUAGGCAUAGUGCGGGUAAACGUGAUUCAAUUCAACACUAGAACAAGAACAAACAAAAGGGUAGAAAUAAAGGCGCACACAAGACGGAGAACUAGCACAAAGGCUAACCAUGGACUAGAAAGAAAAACACUUACUGUGACACGAAAGAACUAUGAGUACUAAUGACAUUGACAGGUAGUGGUGACAAAUAAUCCAGCCCUGACUGGAGGGGAAGGCAGCUUUAAAUAGUAACUGGCUGAUUGACACCAGGUGUGGCCAGGUGCCAAUCAGCCGCAUUUGGGAGACACAGCACUCAGGGAGACAAACAGGAAACGGAACUAAAGACCAGAAACAAAGACAAAUGCAGGGGGGGAACUAAAACAGGGACAAGCCUGACACCAUAACCACCACCGACAAAAAAAGAAUUUGACUGAGAUCUUUGAAGAAAAACAUACAAGAAUGUAAAUAUCAUUAAUCCGAUUAAAAAUGUAAACAAUGGAAGGCAAACCAACCAAAAAAAUCAGCCCCCGUUUUUUGUAAACGAUUACUUCCGGUGGGGGUUACGUCGGCGCAAGCGGGUUCCACUGCACAUGUCGACCCUGCCCACGCAUGAUUAACAACGAGAUGACUGUGUGGGUUUCUCGGAGAGAUUGGUAAUUUAUUGGAGAAUGUGAUCGACAGCUGCCAGGGGCGGGCGCGCCACACCCCUACGUUUCAUGUUGUAUGUUCAUGCUCGGAAUGAAGAGGUUUUUGUCACACUGUUGUAAUAAAAAAAUCGCUGGACUGAU